Molecule: messenger RNA, 1379 nt
Organism: Urocitellus parryii (Arctic ground squirrel)
Lineage: Eukaryota; Metazoa; Chordata; Mammalia; Rodentia; Sciuridae
Gene: Rabl3
Product: RAB, member of RAS oncogene family like 3
Source: RefSeq, a predicted model, not a curated record
CCCAGMGAAAGCAGUGACAAGAUGGCGUCCCUGGAUCGGGUGAAGGUACUGGUGUUGGGAGACUCAGGUGUUGGAAAAUCUUCACUAGUCCAUCUUCUCUGCCAAAAUCAAGUGUUGGGAAAUCCAUCAUGGACUGUGGGCUGCUCAGUGGAUGUCAGAGUUCAUGACUACAAAGAAGGAACCCCAGAAGAGAGGACCUACUAUAUAGAAUUAUGGGAUGUUGGAGGCUCUGUGGGCAGUGCCAGCAGUGUGAAAAGCACAAGAGCAGUAUUCUACAACUCUGUGAAUGGUAUUAUUUUAGUACAUGACUUAACAAAUAAGAAGUCAUCCCAAAACUUGUAUCGUUGGUCUUUGGAAGCUCUCAAUAGAGAUUUGGUGCCAACUGGAGUUUUAGUGACAAAUGGGGACUAUGAUCAGGAACAGUUUGCAGAUAAUCAGAUCCCACUUUUGGUAAUAGGCACUAAACUGGACCAGAUUCAUGAAACCAAGCGUCAUGAAGUUUUAACUAGGACUGCUUUCCUAGCUGAAGAUUUCAAUGCAGAAGAGAUUAAUCUGGAUUGUACAAAUCCUCGGUAUUUAGCUGCAGGUUCUUCCAAUGCUGUCAAGAUCAGUAGGUUUUUUGAUAAGGUCAUAGAAAAGAGAUACUUUUUAAAAGAAGGUAAUCAGAUCUCAGGCUUUCCUGAUCGAAAAAGGUUUGUGGGAGGAACAUUAAAGAGCCUUCAUUAUGACUGAAUUACACUCAUCUUUUGGAAGAGCAAGCAAGCAGUGGCAGUUUUCACAGCUUUCCUCUUGCUGUGUCAAUUAUUAACAUCUUAAAAUGCUCCUUCAAUCUCGCCCUUUAAUGGAAAAAUGAAAGGAAGUGACAAUAUGGGAGGUCCAGACUUUGUCCCCGUUCUCUCUGUUCCUCACCUUUCUGUCCCUGUUUAUAGGUUAUAUAAAAGCCUUGUGGAAAUAUGAGACAUUGUCAACAUGAUGCAGUAAAUGAGCAGUGACAGUACUGCAGAGAAAAUUUACUCUUGACUGGAACUGGAGGGUUUUUAUGGCUCUGUAAUUUUCCCACAUUCAUUGCUGAAGCCUUAAUUAACUACUUCAAAAAUGUAUCUCUAUUCUUUUUAUUUUCUUGAGGGAAGAGUUUAUGUUAACCAGCUCUGAGUUGUUCACCCAAAACAAUCUAUGUCAUGUUCAAAGAUGCUAAAUGGUGUUAUUUAAUUGUCUCCCCUUCAUCACACACUGGAAUACCUAAGAAUAGCAAUCCUUAUCUCCCUCUACUCUUCCUUGCAAAUGGCUUGGUGGCUGGGAGAGGCAGACUAAUAGCUGGAGUUAAAUAUAAAUACAGAUUAAUAAUACAUAGAGAACAGCAGUACCAAAAAGAAGAAGAA